This is a messenger RNA of Caenorhabditis briggsae, 1008 nucleotides long. The record is from RefSeq and is a predicted model, not a curated record. Bases 1 to 1008 code for a protein of 335 amino acids. The transcript is spliced from 5 exons. Lineage: Eukaryota; Metazoa; Nematoda; Chromadorea; Rhabditida; Rhabditidae.
AUGUUUGAAGGAAUCUCAGCGCAGAAUAUAAAGGAUCCAGAAGCUGUUGAAGUGGUUCGAUACGAAUACGACAGAAUCAAACGGGUUCAUAUCAAUUCGCUCUCGCAAUAUAUCUCUCCUCAUCAUGGAACAACUCUAUUCAACUUGUCAUUGAGAGAUAUAAUCUUAGUUGCAGCCGAAAAAACCGCUCCUGGCACCUCUGACGCCGUCCUUCUAGAAUUGUUACAAUCACUCGGCCAACUCUCUGUUUACGAAGUUGUUGAUUUCUCGAACGAGAUUCAGGAUAUUGAGAAAAAAGUGGAAGAUUUUCUUUCUACACUUGAAGUGUUCCAAAAAGAGAAACAACAAGAGAAUGCCACAGUGAGAGAAAUGACGGUAGAAAUGAUGAGAUUGGAAGCGGAGGAGAGAGACAAGCUCAAUGAAGAUCUGGAGAAAGUCUUAAUCAGCACAGAGACUAUAAAAGACUUGUGCAUUUGCCGAGAGGUAUCACUGAUGGGAAAUCGGAACAAGGAGAAGAGAAGGACACUUUAUGAAUUCACGCCCAAAGUUGAUGAGCUUCUGAUCAAACUGAAAUCUCUUGCCGAAGUUGAUGAACUCACUCCGCCACGUGCAGUGAGAAGACCGGUUCAACGGAAGUUCGCGAAGGGAGUAGUCUCAAACAAAAUUCACACGUAUCAUGAGAAGUUGCUGGAAUUUUUAAAAUCAGAAGCUUUCAUGCAACUUGGACAUCCCUACAAAACCAUCACUGAACAAGUCGUUCGUGAAUUCCUACAAAUCGCAGACUUUCUCUCCAACUAUCAGAAAAGUCUUUAUCAGAUCCUUCUGAAUGCAUCACAAGCCGAAGUCGAUAUAAAGAUGUACUCCAGACAACUAUCCAUGCUCCACACUAAGUCCAAUAAAGAUUGCGAAAAGAUUGCCACGGAGGUGGACAAGCUGAAACCAUUGGUACUGGAUAAUGUAGAAUUGCUGGCCGAGUGGAUUUUUCUCCAAAGAGACAUUACUCCAUAG